Molecule: messenger RNA, 1457 nt
Organism: Procambarus clarkii (red swamp crayfish)
Lineage: Eukaryota; Metazoa; Arthropoda; Malacostraca; Decapoda; Cambaridae
Gene: lwr
Product: ubiquitin conjugating enzyme lesswright
Biological process (GO): protein sumoylation
Cellular component (GO): nucleus
Molecular function (GO): SUMO conjugating enzyme activity
Source: RefSeq, a predicted model, not a curated record
CCGGCGAGACCAGCAGUUGGCCGUCCUCCUCGCUCCUGUGUGGCUCCCCCUGUCUUCGAGUGCGUCUCUCACGCUGAUACAGUAGUUUACAACUAUCAGUUGAGGCAUGGGUCCCAGGAAGAAAUCAUCUUUGAGCCGCGACUCCUUGGCAAGCCGUCGAAAGAAGGCGAAAAGAGCGCAGAAGCGUGCCGAGUUAAGGAAGGCUCAGCAAGCACUUGAUGCUGAAAGGCAUGCAUCUUCAAGAGACUGCGAGUCUGUGGAACACACACAUUCUCAGCAAGCUGAUGAUGCUGAUAGGCGUGCAUCUUCAGUAGACAGGGAGUCUAUGGAACAGACACAAGCUUGGCAAGCUCUUGAUGCUGAAAGGAAUGCAUCUUCAAUAGAAAAGAAGUCUGUGGAACAGAAACAAACUUGGGAAGCUGUUUAUGCUGAAAGAUUUGAUAUAAUGUCUGGAAUUGCAAUUGCUCGACUUGCCGAGGAGAGAAAGGCAUGGAGAAAAGACCAUCCGUUUGGCUUCAUUGCACGACCUACAAAGAAUCCCGAGGGAACAUUAAACCUAAUGAAUUGGGAAUGUGCAAUUCCAGGGAAGAAGGGAACGCCUUGGGAGAGUGGUCUGUAUCGUCUACGCAUGAUCUUCAAGGAUGACUAUCCAUCCACACCACCAAAGUGCAAGUUUGAGCCACCCUUGUUUCAUCCCAAUGUUUACCCAUCAGGAACUGUGUGCUUGUCACUAUUAGACGAGGAGAAGGAUUGGAGGCCAGCCAUUACCAUCAAACAGAUUCUAUUGGGAAUACAGGACCUGCUCAAUGACCCCAACAUAAAGGACCCUGCUCAGGCUGAAGCGUACACAAUUUAUUGUCAAAAUCGAUUGGAAUACGAGAAGAGAGUACGAGCACAAGCUAAAGCAAUGUCGGCACCAUUCGAGUAAGUGUUGGUUGCAAGCAAACAUGGUGGGGGAAAACCUUAGUAUGGAUAAAUGCUGCUUUUGCAGCAGUAGCUAACAACUGGCACCGAAGAUUAUUCUUGUUUAAUGCAAGGUGUAAGUGAAGUUAGUGGGAGGAAGAUUUUAAGAUUGCACACAGGAUUAUGCACAUUCUUAAUGUGUGUUCUGGAAUUUUGUUUUAGCUUUACAAUGGACCUUUCAUUCCAUUCUCAGUCAUGAGUGACUUACUUUAUUUUAUAGUGAACCACAGAUGUUAACCUCAUAUUUUGGAUUCAUUAUUCUCAUGCCAUACUGUAUGUUACAGUACAUAUAUAUAAAAAAAAAAAUAUAAAAAAAAUGCACACCUGGGACAUACAAGUCUAUCUCUAAAAACAAACAAAAAAAAAACUCCUUAUGUACCUGUUUUUUUUUUUUCUCUCCUCUCUCUCUCUCUCUCUCUCUCUCUCUCUCUCUCUCUCUCGUGCAGAGUCAAUACUUGAAUUGAUGUUAAAUUAAUAAACUAUUUUUACCAAUA